AUGAGCUUUUUCAAAAAGCCCACGUGGGCAGUCAAGAAUACGGGGGAAACUGGCACUGAUUUUUAUCGACGCUCAGGACAGACGUACUCUGAUAUUAUUGCUGCGAACCGUGAAGCACAGCAGAAGCAGCCGAAAGCACCAGAAAUCCCAGAAGAUACCGAAGAUACCGAAGACACAAAAGACACAAAAGACACAAAACGAAAGAAGCGUCGUCGAAUUUCUGAGGAGAAGGGGAAAGGGCGCGAUGAUAGCAGUUCAGUGCAAGAUGUGACGCACGAGGUUGAUAGGGUUCAAAUUGUGAUACCAAAGCCACAAGAGCUUUCAGGUUCCUCGCAUGAUUCUUCACCCGAGUCGGCCAAGUCAGUGAAACAACGCGAGACAACUCAAACACAUAGCCCAGAAAACCGCAUGUCUCAGUCACCGCAGAAAGCCAGUGGUCCGGCACCACUAGGUGCUCUACCUGUUCAACCAGUGAUUGUCCUGGCAGAUGACUCAGAAACUCGAAGCCCUCGACCUGUUGAGCCUCCUCGGCCUGUUCAACCGCCAAAGUCAGUGGAUGACCCGGUCGUCCAGAUCAUGAUCUCAUCUGAAAUUGCAAACACCAAACCAUUACUCGUCCAUCGAAAAAUGUCACAGCGACUAAGAGAUGUGCGGUUGGCAUGGUGCAAUCGCCAAAAUUUCGACCCUCAUAUACAAUCAUCGGUCUACCUGACCUGGAAGGGCCGACGUCUAUUCGACGUGACGACUUGCAGAAGUCUAGGCAUAAACACCGAGAAAGGCUCUGGGGGUAUCCUUGACUUUGAUGAUGACUCUACAGGCCAGAAGGAACUGCGCAUACAUAUGGAAGCGGUUUCCGGCUUACCUCUUCCAGUCAACCAGCCAACUGCACCUGAUAAUGACAAGUCGCCUACAGUGUCGCAACCCCCAGAAGAGGAUCAGGGUGAGCCAAUGAAACUUAUUCUGAGGAGUCUUGGAUACGACGAUUUCAGACUCAAAGCAAGACCAAAGACCGUGAUUUCGCGACUCAUAUCUGCUUUUCGGGACAAGCAGAAGAUUUCUGCGGACCAAGAUAUCUUCCUCCUGUUUGAUGGAGACAAACUCGACCCCGAUUCAUGUCUAGGCGACUAUGACAUCGACGAUCUAGAUCUGCUGGAUGUCCAGAUCAAAUAA
Penicillium robsamsonii is the source of this 1170-nucleotide messenger RNA. Its product is annotated as small ubiquitin-related modifier domain-containing protein. Gene Ontology annotation, molecular function: protein binding. The record is from RefSeq and is a predicted model, not a curated record. The transcript has a single exon. The coding region runs from base 1 to 1170 and encodes 389 amino acids. NCBI's taxonomy places the organism in Eukaryota, Fungi, Ascomycota, Eurotiomycetes, Eurotiales, Aspergillaceae.